AUGAAUGCCAGUGGAAGAAAGAGGAGUACAUUGGCCGAGCCAUCGGCUAGAUCCAAACGUGGCAGAAAGACAACCUCCUGCUCCCAGUGCCAUACCAGGAAACAGAAAUGUAACCAAGAGCAACCUUGCUCUCGCUGUAUCCAACGCGGAGUCCCCGAGUUAUGUCGAUGGCCCGAAAGAGAAAAUGAAAAUCUCACUCCACCUCAGGAACCAGUAAGCACAGCAGACACACAAGGGACGGAAUUGGGACAGUUAUACAUUGCCAGAGGAGCGCCCAGUUUUUUCGGCAACUCCUAUUUUGGCCAUCAGGUGGCAGCACGGAUGAUCCAGGAAUCUGCCCCUGAUCUCCCACCUAUGAGUUUACUAUCUAGCAAGGACUCAUUACAGUCGUUUCGAAACGACUCUGGCCCAUUCUCCCAAGUAUGGGAUUUGCUCGGUCUCCUACCACGAAACAAAGUGACCGUUGAUCGGCUGAUUGAGAGAUUCUUAACAGAGAUCAAUUGGGCCAUCGACACAGUCCACCCAGAAACCUUCAGAUCUCAAUUUGCAGAGUUCUGGGGGCGAAAGUUUGGAUUCGAUGAGAUUGCCGGAGUUGAUUUGCGCUGGCUCGCUCUUUUAUUCAUUAUCCUCGCGUAUAGCGUGUUGCUGGACAGUCCUUCCACGUCAUCACCCGAAAAACGGAAAGAAAGCGAAGAGGCAUCUCUCCGCUUUUACUGGGCCGCCAGGAGAGCGAUCGUGAUAUCGCCUUCUUUCCACGGAGAAAGUUUGGAUCUCGUCAGAGCAGGACUGAUGGUCACGCGAUAUCUUUUAUAUACAAGACAGGCCGCGGAGAGUUGGCUCACCAUCAGCUUUGCAAUGCGUAUGGCCCAGGCGCAAGGAAUGCACAUAGAUGGAGAGAAAUGGGGAUUGUCCAGGAAAGCAACCGAAACAAGGAGGCGUCUUUGGAGCAAUCUUUACUUGCUGGACAAAACUAUUGCUCUUGCUCUUGGCAGACCGUAUGCUAUAUCAGACCAUAUGUGUCUCAUAAAAGCACCUCAAAAUAUAUGGCUGGAUGGGCUGAGUGAUGAAGAGUCUGCCUUUGCGGUUGCUCAACCUUUGAGUCAUCCUACAAUGAGUACCGUGACAUUGCUUGGAAGCGAGCUAGCUAAAAUCGCAGGCGAAAUCCAAGACCGGUGCUUUGGCCUGUAUCCAGCAUCAUACGAUAUGGUGAUCGAGAUGGAUAACAAACUUGUGGCCUGGAAAGAGCAACUUCCAUCCUACUUUUCAGUAGACGAUCCCCAACUCUCACUGGAUGCGUUACAUACAUUCCUACCGUGGCAUCGCCUUUAUUUACAUUCUGCAUUCCACUUUGCCAGAAUCACUCUUCAUCGACCAUAUCUCUUGCGCGAGUCUAUUACCAAUCGUUUCAGCCUAAGUCACGAAGCAUGUAUCUCAUCGGCAUCUUCGGAUCUCAAAAUUAGAUUGCAAUCCUUGAACUAUGGAACUGCCGAAAACAUGAGAUGGACUUUGGGUACCCACAACAUGUUCAAUAGUGCCUUCAUCCUGGGUAUCAUUGCAGUCCGACGACCCAAUGCGCCUCAAACCGCAGCGAUCUUGAAUGAUCUCGAAGAAUACUGUGAGAGACUACGGAGAGACGUAUGGCUGAACGAAUUUGGCCUCGCCGAAGUCAAAGUUGUAGAGCUUUGCAUCAUACGCACCAUGGGCUUUGCCCAGGCCACCGAGCAGCCAGGAGAACAAGCCCAAAUGAGUCCACCGGAAGUCGUGCCAGAUUUUGUAGCACAGGAGCGUGAAAGGAACCCGAUUAUGCCGACUCCGAUGAAUAUGGAGUCCACGGCUAUAGGUGCUUCGCCGGACAUUAUGCGGCCGAUCUUGAAACCUGGGAACAAAUGA
Molecule: messenger RNA, 1890 nt
Organism: Penicillium soppii
Lineage: Eukaryota; Fungi; Ascomycota; Eurotiomycetes; Eurotiales; Aspergillaceae
Exons: 3
Coding region: 1-1890 (629 amino acids)
Biological process (GO): DNA-templated transcription; regulation of DNA-templated transcription
Molecular function (GO): DNA-binding transcription factor activity, RNA polymerase II-specific; zinc ion binding; DNA binding
Source: RefSeq, a predicted model, not a curated record